AUGGAGCAACUUAAGUACUUUCCGCAUCAUGAACAUGCGCUCCAUCUUGUCUAUCUCCUUACGGAAAACCGCCACAAAGAAGACUCUGACAGCGAAAACUCUGAUGAUGAGGAAGAUGGCAGAGAUGAUUUCGUGGUAGAAGAGCAGCAGCAUGGUGGCAAAUGCAAUAUGUGUAAAGAAGAUAUCUAUUCAUUUCAUGUGUGCCACUAUGAGUACGAGAGGUGCGAGGACUACUCGCUACACAAAUUCUGUGCAGAACUGCCCUUAACUUUGAAAAAUCAUCACUUACAUCCGGCCCACGAUCUUACCUUUGUCGACAUAUGGUGGCUUACUACUUAUGAAAGGAACGGGUGUGGUGUCUGCAAAGAUAAUCGUACCCAUGACGACAUGUACUAUUGUUCCAUUUGCGAUUUCAACAUGGAUAUAAUUUGUGCUACUUUGUCCCAACAAAAGAUGGUCAACCCAAGUCAUCCUGGUCACCAACUUGAACGAAUGAUGGGGACGAUGAUAUCAAAGUGUCAUGCUUGUGAUAAUGAGCAUAAGGGAACCUUCUAUCAUUGUCCCACUUGUGUUUGGUUCGGCCGGAUUCAUCUGGAUUGUGCUCUGCUGCCUGCAAAGGUAUCGAUCCAACAAGCUACUGAUGAUUCUUUUACUCAUUCUCACCCGCUCACCCUAGCUUAUUCCUUUCCGUUUGUUGAUCAUGCAAAACAACAUUAUCCUGGGUGCAGAGUUUGUGGUUCCGGCUUCAUAUAUACCUUGUGGCUUUACAAAUGCGAUAAGUGUCGGUACUAUGCACAUGUCGAUUGUGCGACUUCAAAGAAAGAGCCGUUUAUGUCCAUCUUCUUGAAACAAGGCGGGUCUUCAACUUUCUUUGUCUUGCUCGUUACAACAAGGCUGGUUCUUCAUCGCCAUUUCGAACAUUCCCUUGUUGUCAUGUUUGUUGCUUACUUGCCUUUUCUUGCUUGUGCCACAAAUGUUUUAAAUUCUUGUACCACACAAGUCGUUUUUCUUUCUUGCUUUGCCACUAAGGUCUUAUUUGCCACGAAGGUCUUGAUUGCCACUAAGGUCUUUUCUCGCCACGAAGGACUUACGUGCCACUAA
Messenger RNA from Erigeron canadensis, 1101 nucleotides. RefSeq lists its product as uncharacterized. The record is from RefSeq and is a predicted model, not a curated record. Bases 1 to 1101 code for a protein of 366 amino acids. The transcript has 2 exons. NCBI's taxonomy places the organism in Eukaryota, Viridiplantae, Streptophyta, Magnoliopsida, Asterales, Asteraceae.